This is a messenger RNA of Mytilinidion resinicola, 1784 nucleotides long. Its product is annotated as FAD dependent oxidoreductase. The transcript is spliced from 2 exons. Gene Ontology annotation, cellular component: mitochondrion. Bases 89 to 1294 code for a protein of 401 amino acids. NCBI's taxonomy places the organism in Eukaryota, Fungi, Ascomycota, Dothideomycetes, Mytilinidiales, Mytilinidiaceae. Gene Ontology annotation, molecular function: (S)-2-hydroxy-acid oxidase activity; (S)-2-hydroxyglutarate dehydrogenase activity. The record is from RefSeq and is a predicted model, not a curated record.
CUUCAGUCCAACGAUCUUCAAACUUUCAGUGUCACCGCUUUUCUAAUUGCAGCGCCCCCGAUACGCCGCAUUUUUGUCUCUGCGUUCAAUGUUCGCCCGCGCAUCCCGGCGGGCAGUAAGCCGCGUCGAGGGCCGGCUUUUCUCCACAAGCGUUACCCGCAACGCAGACUUCACGCAUGCUGUCGUAGGCGGAGGCGUCGUAGGAUUAGCAAUUGCGCGAAAAUUACAGGCCAGAGACGGGGCAAGCACGGUGUUAGUCGAGAAGCAUGGGACCGUGGGCACCGAGACUAGUAGUCGGAACUCUGAGGUGAUUCACGCCGGCCUCUAUUAUGGCGAGACGUCGCUCAAGACCAAGCUAUGUUUGCGUGGGAAAGAGAUGAUGUAUGAGCUAUGCCGAAAAAACGAUAUUCCCCAUAUGAAUUGUGGCAAGUGGAUCGUGGCGCAAGAUGAGCAGCAGAUGGAAGCGCUUGAAAAAGUCCAUUCUUUUGCCUCCACACUCGGCGUGCCGACUCAUUUCGUAUCCUCAGAAGAAGCCAAGCAGCGCGAGCCUGAUGUCCGAGCCGAAGCGGGAGUUCUCGAGAGCACAUCAACUGGCAUCGUGGACAGCCACUCACUCAUGCAGUAUCUCGAAGGUGACUUCGAAGAGAACGGCGGCAUGUGCGCAUUCAAUGCGGAAGUUAUUGCAGUCGAGCCCAUUCAAUCUGGAUCUGGAGGAUGGAAAAUCACGACCGUAUCUGGAGGCGAGGAGUCUAGCAUAACCGCCGAAACUCUCAUCAAUUCUGCCGGUCUUGCCGCAAUUCCCAUCUCCAAUAUGAUAUUACCAUCGGAACGUCAUCUUAAGCCAUACUACGCAAAAGGAUCCUACUUCUCCUACUCUUUAUCCAGGCCGAAGCCAUCUAUUCUCGUGUAUCCAGCUCCAGUCCCAGGACAUGGUGGUCUGGGCACGCAUUUGACUCUCGACAUGGCUGGCCACAUACGAUUCGGUCCGGACGUUGAAUGGGUCGAAAACCCGACGGAUCUGCGAGUCAACGACAAGAAUCUUACCGCCGCUAUCGACGACAUCCAGUCUUAUCUUCCGGGAAUUAACCGCGAUGCCAUAGGUCUGGAUUACGCGGGCAUCCGGCCGAAGCUAGGAAAGAUGGGCGCCGUGGCGAGUGGGAAGGGGUUUCAAGACUUUUAUAUCAAGACGGAGGAAGGAUUUGAGAACUUCGUGAAUCUACUGGGGAUAGAGAGCCCUGGGCUGACCAGUAGUUUGGCGAUUGCGGAGAUGGUUGAGGAUUUGCUAUACCGGUAAAGCUCGCAUCACGUUUUAGAGACCCUUGAGGCUUCUUUUUAGUGAUUGAUAGUACGUGGCGAACUUCUAGAGAGGCGCAUAAGAGGAGUUUCAUUUCUUUUCUCGACGAACAUUCUUCUUUGGUAGAGCUGCACCUGCUCCGCAUAUGUCGCAUACUCUGCAAGAUCUAAUGUCUGGAAACUUCUUGUCAAUCGCAUCAGCUCUCUCUCAAACUUUCACUCUCACACAGUGAACUUACAGUGCCUUGCCAAAAGUCUGGGCACAGUUGCUUGCCACUAUUGGAGGUCCUUCGGCGCAUUUUAAUUUUUUUUAGAUGAUGUAAAGUCUCUGUGAGCUUAAAUCAGAGAAGUUUCGCACGCUGGUAGUCGGCCUCCUUGUCGCUCUCUGUAGUGCUUCAGCAUCUCAUUAUGAAUCGGCACGAGAUGCAAAAGACGGCGUGCCCAAACUUGUGUCUAAGUACUAUAUAUUAGCCCGCUCUAAUUCUGUGUGC